AUUAGGUGCUGCUCAUUAAUGGCAAUAAUUAUCCCUAGUCUCCGAGAGAGUAACCGAUUUGAGAUUUUUGACCAUUUUGUGCAAAAGUAGUAAUAUUUAAAUUAAAUUAAUAUUAUAAAAGUGAAGGUACUUCUACCGUAUUCACACGGACGAUCGGCUGUGUCAUUUGUUGUGCGCGCUCGUUUUCAUCACAUAAUCACAUUCACUCAAAAGGUGUUUUCCAUCGCCAAAUCGAAAAUUUGAAAACUCAAUUCACUUUGUGGAUUUGAUAUCGUAAUUUAUCUCGAAAAUUUUCAUUUCUUUCUCCAUCUGUAGCAGAUCAACAUGGAUUUGAUGAAGGUCUUCGAUCAAGCGGUUCGCGAAAUAAAAAGGGAGGUAAAUUUGAAGGUGUUGAAGGUUCCAGAAAUCGAACAGAAGGUUUUGGAUGCUACAGAUGACGAGCCUUGGGGUCCACAUGGCACAGUAUUGGCGGAGAUAGCACAGGCCACAAAGAAAUUCUCUGAAUGCAGGAUGGUUAUGAAUGUCCUGUGGACAAGACUGACUGAGACGGGAAAGAAUUGGCGUUUAGUCUACAAGGCGUUGUCUGUCAUUGAAUAUCUGGUGGCUCAUGGAUCUGAGCGUGCUGUUGAAGACAUAGGAGAGCAUACCUACCAGAUAUCUUCUCUAGCAAGUUUUGAGUAUGUCGAGCCUAGCGGGAAGGAUCUUGGGAUAAAUGUAAGGAAAAAGGCUGAAACCAUCAGCGCUCUUCUGAAUAACCAAGAAAAGAUACAAGAAGUAAGGAACAAAGCUGCUAUCAAUCGCGACAAGUAUUUUGGGCUUUCGUCAUCUGGAAUAACAUAUGGGUCAGGUGCAGCCUCAUUCAGUAGCAAUAGCUUUAGGAGCAGUGAUAGAUAUGGAGGUUUUUGUAAUACGGGAGAUACUGAUACAUUUAAGAGCAGCUACAAAGACGGGAAUCGAUAUGGUGAAGAGAAGUUUGAGAGGAUUAGCAAAUUGACAAAAGAGCCUUCUAACUAUGGCAGUAAAGAACAAGGAUCAGCUACAUCUGGUACAUCAAAAACUGCAAAUUCAGAUGCAUAUUCUUCCACACAAGGUGCACCAUCAAACAAGUAUGAUGAAGAUUUUGACGAUUUUGAUCCACGGGGAACUUUGACUUCAAAAUCUUCUACUGGAAGUAACCAAGUGGAUCUCUUCGGACAAAAUUUUGUUGAUUUUUUUGAUGCUCCAGUAUCUCAUGCAAAAGAUAAUUCUACUUCUCACAAAAGUGGUCAACCAGAGGUGGAUUUAUUCGCUGUUUCCAAUAAUUCUACUUGUGUGAAAAAGGAUCAGCCAGAAAUCGAUUUGUUCGCUGAUGCCAAUAAUUCUUCUCUGAGAAAAGAUCAGGCAGAAGUUGAUUUGUUUGCUGAUUCCAAUUUUAUAUCAGCUACACCGGAGCUGAAAGUAGAGGAAAGUUCAGUAUCUUCGGCCAAUGUUGAUCUGUUUGCUGCCCAACCAACUCCUGCUCUUUCAUCUACAAUGGAUUUUUUCGCUGCAGCCAAUCCGGUUUCGAUGCCUGACAACAAGGAUUCGAAAAGUGGUACAACUAGUUUCACCGGUGACCCAUUUGCUGCAGUUCCACUGAACAAAUUCGAUGGACUGGAUUCAUUUGGUGCAUGCACUUCUCUGAGAGAUCCUUUGUCAACACUAUCUAGCAGUAGCUCUCCUAAAAAUGGUAGUCAUGGAAAUGCAAAUGAGUCUUCUGUAGAGACCAAGACCUCACCCAAGAAGCAAACAUUUCAAGUCAAUUCUGGAAUAUGGUCAGAUUCCUUGAGCCGAGGAUUAAUUGAUCUAAAUAUAACUGCACCGAAGAAGGCGAACCUAGCAGACUUGGGUAUUGUUGGUGGAUUGACAGACCGUUUAGAAGAAAAAGACAGAGGAGGACGGGCAUCUUCUUUUAACAUGGAUCAAGCCAUGGGCUUUGGAUUGGGUGCUGGUAAAUUCACAUUGCCCCGAACAUCAACAAGCGGUGAUUUCUUCUCGAGCCUAAGCAGCCAACACUACCAACAUGGAGCCUCCCAGAAAUGAGUAAACUUCUCUUCUUAAGUUCUACUACAAUACUGUUUAUUCCAUGCACUUUAUUUACUUGCAACUAUCAUCUACUAAAUCCAAAAUCGUCAAUUUGUGUGAACAUAGUUUCAGUAUAUUGCGUGGAGCACACCUAUACACAUAUAUGUAUGUUUGAAAUACAUGAGUUUUGUUCUUGGACAGUGGUUUGAACAGAAUUAUAGACAUGAUUUUUAGGGUGUCUAUCAAGUAAAAUAGAUUAGUUUACAUUUUUGAAUAAUCAUCAAGGUAAAGAUGGCCAUUCAGGUGCUGCAUGCCAAAUAAUGUGACAGUUAGAAAGCCUCAUUAUCAUCUAGGUACAAAUUUUAGUGUUUCUUUGUUACCCUUUAGUUUCAACAGUUUAGUAAUGGU
This is a messenger RNA of Andrographis paniculata, 2451 nucleotides long. Its product is annotated as clathrin interactor EPSIN 1-like. Gene Ontology annotation, biological process: endocytosis. Gene Ontology annotation, cellular component: clathrin vesicle coat; plasma membrane; endosome. Bases 325 to 2061 code for a protein of 578 amino acids. The transcript is spliced from 11 exons. Lineage: Eukaryota; Viridiplantae; Streptophyta; Magnoliopsida; Lamiales; Acanthaceae. The record is from RefSeq and is a predicted model, not a curated record. Gene Ontology annotation, molecular function: clathrin binding; phospholipid binding.